AUGGGAGUAAAAUUAACGUUGCCAUCAAAAAAACUCCCAUGUAGUAGUGUAUUCGAAAUACUUAGUAAUGAUGUUAUACUAGAAUUGUUCGAUUAUUUUUCUUCAAAUGAAAUAUAUCUAUCAUUUGGUAAUUUAAAUAAUCGUCUCGAUAGUUUGAUUGAUAAUUAUCCACAACAUGUCAAUUUUCAAUUCAAUGGAAUUAUUCCUCAUUAUAUUCGUUCAUUAAAAAUAACAAGCAGAAGUCAAGUACCUUUGUUUUUUACUCUUCAAUCUUCACAACUGUCAACUAUUCGAAGAUUAACUAUUGGUAAUCUACAAAUACAACAGUUACUCGAUAUUUUUAAUAUUCUACAACUACAACAACUUGAAUAUAUUUAUUUAGGCGCAUGUUGA
This is a messenger RNA of Adineta steineri, 393 nucleotides long. The record is from the annotation of a GenBank genome assembly. NCBI's taxonomy places the organism in Eukaryota, Metazoa, Rotifera, Eurotatoria, Adinetida, Adinetidae.